Messenger RNA from Dacryopinax primogenitus, 918 nucleotides. RefSeq names its product mitochondrial carrier. The transcript is spliced from 6 exons. Lineage: Eukaryota; Fungi; Basidiomycota; Dacrymycetes; Dacrymycetales; Dacrymycetaceae. Gene Ontology annotation, biological process: transport. Gene Ontology annotation, molecular function: transmembrane transporter activity. Bases 1 to 918 code for a protein of 305 amino acids. The record is from RefSeq and is a predicted model, not a curated record.
AUGUCGUUUCCCACAGAUCCCCGAGAAGAGAAGAGCAUCACCCAUGCGGCAUUAGGCGACGGAGACGUGGGCAAGACGACGCUCCCACAAUGGCGGCUGCUGAUGAACGAGUAUCUAGCAGGCACCGUCGGUGGCAUGGCAGGCCUCGUAGUGGGCUACCCGUUCGACACUGUCAAAGUCCGUUUGCAGAACCCGGAGACGGCGGGCAAGUACACGCACGGGAUCUGGAGUACGUUUGGGAGGAUAGUCGCUGAGGAGCGAUUCCUCGGGUUGUUCAAAGGAAUCGCAUCACCUAUGGCAACCCUCGCGCCUCUAAACGGGCUGGUCUUCGGCGGGUACGGCUACUUCCUGCGACUCCAGUCCUCCGCCUCUGGUCAAGUACCCACCCUCUGGCAAGUAACUGUAGCCGGCACGCUCACAGGCAUCGCAGCAUCGACGAUCACCGCCCCCACAGAGCUGAUCAAGAUCCGUCAACAGACGCUUAUUUCCACUGGCAUCCCAUCCACCUGGUCCGUCGUCCGCACCAUCUACUCCAAACACGGCAUCCCAGGGUUGUACAGAGGGAUAACAGCAACGGUGCUCCGCGACGCCGGGUAUGGGCCGUAUUUCCUCGCCUACGAACUGACGACCCGCCUCUCCCCCUCCUCCCCUGUCACACCCCUCUUUGCAGGCGCCAUAGCCGGUAUCAUAGGCUGGACAGCGACCUUCCCGCUAGACGUGCUCAAAACCCGCAUCCAGUCGUUCGACGCAGACGGUUCAGGCCCAUACAGGAGCACGUGGAGCACCGCCGUCCAUAGCUGGCAAGAAGAGGGCUGGGGAGUGUUUUGGCGCGGUCUUUGGCCUACUGUCGUCAGGGCUGUACCUGUUAAUAUGGCGACUUUUGGAGCGUUUGAGUUGGCGUUGAGGUAUUUGGCGUGA